CAGCAGCCAGUGCAGGUACACAUCACUGCACACUCUUGCUCAACCAACACACCAGGAUUAGAACCACACGUUUGACGCUCCUCUAUAUAGAACCUGUGUAGUUCUAUUGCUUUCACACGCCUAAGCUCUACAUACGGGACUCUACGCCGCCUUAGUUGACCUCAAUUGACAUCUUGACCUGGACCUUCAAACGAGCCUCAGGUUUGGAGGCCAGAGUGGCGCCAUUUCUUAGUAACCGCUGGAGAACUCAACCCACACUGCCUGACUCCUGGGUGCCGACCCCUGGCACUAUGAGACGUACAUCAGGGGCCAGAUGACCAUGGCCUCUCUCUAAACCUCAGAAAUGACAUCGCAUUUGACGUAAUUUCCCCAGACUUUAUACAUGACAGUGGGGAAUGGUCAACGAAGGUCCAGCUGGUGGGAUCGCAAGCGCUCAUCGCGGGCCGAAGUCUUCUGGCGCCAACGCACAGACCAUCGCUCAAGACCACACCAUGGGCAGCCUGCAGGAGCCCAGGAAGGAGGACGCAGUGGUGGUGGACAAGCCGGGGCCCCACGAUAACUACUCCUGCUAUCGCCUCCAGGCUGCUGCCGCCGCCUCCGGCACCAUCACUCCACCUACUGGCAGGGGCCUCUACGGCGUCGUCAGGGAGGCCUGUGCCCAGCAGAACGUCAAAUGGCCCGUAGAGUGUCAGGUUAUCGAGGACAAGGUCCACCACAUCGAGGACUGGCCGGUGUAUCCCGAACCCUUCUACGAGCCCACGGGCGCGGAGCUCCGGCCCCAGCCUGUAGGGGACGAGCUGGGACGAGUCGUCUACCAUUACUACCCAACCAGCUCCGUCAACUAUUUCUCUCGCUCGUGCGUUGGAGGCAAUAAAUAUCUGAACGACGAGGUGCGGCCGCCGUUGGAGGACGAGACGGACACCACCCUGCAGUUCGAGUCCCGCUUCGAGUGUGGCAAUUUGGGGAAGGCUGUGCAGGUGUCCGAGUGUUACUACGAGCUACACCUGCGGGCGGACAUGUACACCUCGAGACACACCCAAUGGUUCUACUUCGCCGUCUCCAACACUCGCAAGGACAUCACCUACAGGUUUUCCAUCGUGAACCUGACGAAGGGAGACAGCCUGUACAACCACGGGAUGAGGCCGCUGAUGUACUCCAGCAGGGAGGCUGAGCAGCAUGGGGUGGGCUGGCGGCGAUGUGCUAAUAACAUCAUUUACUUCAAGAACCACGACAGCAGCGACAAUGCGUGCUACGACAGUGAUGACGAGGGCGAGGAUGACGCCCCGUCGUACACCCUCACCUUCAACGUCACCUUUCCCCACGACAACGACACUGUUUACAUCGCCCACUGCUACCCCUACAGCUACUCCGACCUCCAGGAACACCUCUUGUACUUCCAGAACGACCCCUUCAAGGCGAGCGUGUGUCGUCAGCGAGUGCUGUGUCGCUCUCUGGCGGGUAACCCGGUCUACCUCCUCACCAUCACCAGCCACGAGCCCGAGGAAGACGGCAAGAAGAAGCGGGCGGUGGUGCUGACGGGCCGGGUUCACCCUGGCGAGACACCCUCCUCCUGGAUCAUGAAGGGUGUGAUUGACUUCCUCACUGCUGACAACCCCAAGGCUCACGAGUUACGGAGCCAGUUCAUCUUCAAGGUGAUCCCCAUGCUGAACCCCGACGGCGUGAUCGUCGGCAACCACCGGUGCUCCCUCGUCGGCCGAGACCUCAACCGACAGUACAAGAUGGUCGUCAAGGAGAUGUUCCCAGCCAUCUGGCACACUAAGGCCAUGGUCAGGAGGCUGAUGGACGAGCACGGGGUGGUCAUGUACGGGGACUUCCACGCCCACUCCCGCAAGCACAACAUCUUCCUCUACGGCUGUGAGAACCGCCGUAACCAGGACAACCACCUCCGGGAGCAGAUCUUCCCGCUCCUCCUCCACUACAACGGCGGGGACAAGUUCAGUUUCCGGAGUUGCAAGUUCAAGGUCCAUCGCUGCAAGGAGGGGACGGCCCGGGUAGUGGUGUGGAUGAUGGGCGUCCUCCAUUCCUACACCAUGGAGGCGUCCUUCGGCGGGGUGUCAGAGGGUCCUCGGGCCGGCACCCACUACAACAUCCACGACUUCGUCUCCAUGGGCCGCCAGUUCUGUGAGACGCUCUUCGAGUACUUCGAUCCUCAGCCCAUCAAGGAGAAACUGAGGAACAAGUUGUGGUCAAGACUCAUCAAGAAGGGCUCCAACGCUGACGAACCGGCCUCCAUUGACUUCAGCGAGAGUGACUCAAGCAGCGGCGACUCCGACAGACACGCGACGCCGGUGAGGCUGAGGAAGAAGAAGGUGCUGAGGAACACCAGGAGGAAGGCGGGAGGCGGCGGCGGGAGGAGCAGCGUGGUGCAAGUGGUCGAGAAGGUCACCACGCAGAUGAGAAUGGAUAAGUGUGAGCGGCGGAGCAAGACUUUGCAGCAUAGUCGGUCGGGAUCGUCUGGGUCGCCGGUGACCAGCUGUCGUGAGCCCGCUGUGAGUGGGAGACUCUGUGGUGAAGCUGCGUCGGGCGAUUCACCGCUCCACGACUCAGCCUUCCGCCCUCCGCCAGACGCCAGACCCUGCCUUAAAAAAUUACUGGAGCGAUCGCCAGCCUCCAGCAGCGCGCUUGACCUGAGCUCAGGACGCACAAGCCUUAGACCAACCCAGUACAAGCUUGAGGAAGCUUUGCCCACCCCCUGCUCAGCCCCCCCUCUCCGCAGGUCCAGCCAUAGCCUCAUCCGCCCCCCACUCCACCCCUCCUCAGCCACCAGGGAGAGGAGCACCUCCCCCGCCCCUCCAGAGAGACCCUCCACUGGCUCUGUGAACGAGACCUUAGCAUACAGACUCUACAGCAACAGACACAGGGAUGCCAGCCAUAGUGAUGGGUGUGAGGCCGACGGGCUACGGGAUCAUCAGGAUCAGCGAGCGUACCUGGACGGGGCGACGAAGAGCUACAUGGAGAGAAUGGGAGAGCUGAUGGCCUCCAGACUCGCUGUUAGUGACACAGAAGAAGGCAGCGUGAGUAACUUCUGGGAGACAGACCCACCGACCAGACUCUUCCUUCCAUCACCAAGCAUCAGGAGACUGGAGGCGCUGGAGCCCGUGGUGGCCAAAACCCGCCUACACGACCCUCGCCGUCCAGUCAGACCCGCCCGCCCGCCUCCAGCCCUGUACUCGUCCGUCCGCACCGCCCACGGUGUACACCGCGGUGCCCCCCACCUCCACCGGACCCCCUUCAACCGCAGAGACAAACAUGGCGAUCAGGUUAAAAGUAAGAGAAAAGAUAAAGACGAGGAAAAGUCGCUUCAUUAUCUUCAGGAAGACCGAACAAAAGACAACAGGCACCUACAAUAUUACGACUCAAGAAGUUCGUAUAAUGGAUACGACAAUGACAACUUGUUAUGGGUGAGAAAGCCCGGUGGAGACGCCCUUGACUUCCUAACAGACUCGCUGCAUAAUGGAAAUCUCGGUUACCACCGCUACUCGUCCCAGCCAACCCAGCUGGACAUGGGCCCCUGUGAUGAUCUCCUUGUGUCUGGCGAGGAGGUGGUCUUGAGGCUGUCGGUGCCCCAGACGCCCAAGACGACGUCGGCAACGGGUUCAAGAUCCGGGGACGAGGCGUUGAGAACACUGGCACCGCGCAGAGACAGCACCCGCCGCCACAGCAGGAGGGGCAGCGCCACCAGGUCCUCCGUCGUUACCGCCGCCACCAAGGACGUAGACGAAGAGCAGCUAUGUGCAGAUAUCGCCACCUGCGACACGCUCUUCCUGGACACCUCUGCUCAAGAGACUCCAGAACUUAUAGCCGCUAGGAACCUCAAAUGUAAAGUGAAGAAAAAGAAAUCCGUCAAGACGUCUAUGGGAAGCAGAGAGACGGAAAAGAGGAAAGACGACAAACAGAGCGAAAAUAACGAAGUCAAGCAAGAUGAAGGUGAGAAAAGUUUUAAAGUGGACUAUGACAAUGAGAAGGAGGUGUCAGAGUGUACACAGUCUGAAGGUAAGGUGAAAAAGAAGAUUAAAAUCGUCAUUGGCAAAAAGACUAAGACGAAAGCGAAUAAGAAAAGUUUAUCAGAAAAGGAUUCAUAACGCCUUGAGUGUAUAAAGCAUAACAUCAGGGAACAAAUAUUAGUGUGAUGUCAGUCAUCGAUACGCUGAUCAUUUUUAUACCUUUUCAUGAUUAACAGGUUUGUUGUUUGAUAAGUUAUUCAGAAAUGCACAUUUUAGGCAGCAGUCACCACAAGGCAAUCUGAACACUAGUUUCGAAAGUAUUUUCCAAUUUCAGUGACUGAGUUUAAAGUAUUGUAAACACACACAUUGUGGCCGUUUGUCUCUUGGUGUAAACUGCUCUCUAACCCGUCCGUUUUCUCCAGCUGCCAAUGUAAACUGUUUUGCCUAACCAGUUUACGUACAACUCCGAGCAGUCCCAUCUAACUUAUCGAAGCCAAUGCAUAGAAAACUCCUGACUCAACCUUGACGGCUGCCGGACGACAAUGACACCUGCUCCUCCUCUCGGGGCCGCCAGAACACGUGACGAUUUUACCCUCUGGGUCUAGAUACUGCCGUCAGACAUUCCUAUACAACGGUACGGAUUGUUACAAUGCCUGGCACACUUAUCGGCCGGAGUCACAGGGACGCUGAUAUAUGUUUUUCCGUUUCUGACUGGUUCUUCGGGCGGGGCGACGGUGUCCGGCGCCUUUUGGUGGGCUCCUGGCGUGUCCUCAGGGCGUGGUGGGUUCCUGGUGUGCCCUCAAGGGCGUAGUGGGCUCCUGGUGCCCUCAGGGCGUGGUGGGCUCCUAGUUUGUCCUCGGUGUGUGGUGGGCGGCUGGCCCACUGGAAGAUGUUUUCGCCCUUUAGGUACGAGUUCAUAAGGAGCCAUGUUUUCUCUCGACUUUGUUUGGCUACCCAGUGUUCUCAGUGUGGGAAGGGGGCGGGCGCCAGUGCUUACCGCCCUGAGAGACUCCUGGGAGGCCAUCAUCUGCUACCAUUGUGUGUGUUCACCACAAGGCGCGUCUGUUUCCGCUGACAAGCGACGUUAACGAAGCCAUAAGGCUUUGCAAUUUUACCCUUCACGGGAACGCCGAUACACAUCCGGCACCACUGCUGUCAAUCCUAAAUCAACAACAACAAUCGAAAACGUGAAUAUUACUGGGCUGUCAUCUUGAGUAUUGCGACGUAUUAGGACGGGUUGCUCGACUGCGUCACCUGAAGCGCAUUGGUGAAUGCUGUUGGUUCACUAGUCGUUGGUCCUGGAUUCCAAUUCCGUGACAAAUCCUGUUUCCCACAACGUGACAGAUCCUGUCUUCUACCACGUUACGUCCUGUCUCUGAAACGACCCAUGCUCACACUUGGACCAAGCAAGCGUUGUCACGUAGCAUUUUUCACAUUUUUUUACAUUAAAACAAAUAUUUGUUAUAACAGCUACGAAACCCUCGCAUCUGGGACUGCCAGUUGUGCGACUCUUAGUGUCAUGGAAGGAGUGUAGUGUGUUUAUAUUGUACUAUACACUUGAAAUAAACUGAAAUUAUUAGAAA
Messenger RNA from Procambarus clarkii (red swamp crayfish), 5548 nucleotides. RefSeq names its product cytosolic carboxypeptidase 3. NCBI's taxonomy places the organism in Eukaryota, Metazoa, Arthropoda, Malacostraca, Decapoda, Cambaridae. Gene Ontology annotation, biological process: proteolysis. Gene Ontology annotation, molecular function: zinc ion binding; metallocarboxypeptidase activity. The record is from RefSeq and is a predicted model, not a curated record.